Molecule: messenger RNA, 4047 nt
Organism: Liolophura sinensis
Lineage: Eukaryota; Metazoa; Mollusca; Polyplacophora; Chitonida; Chitonidae
Product: coiled-coil domain-containing protein 60-like
Exons: 19
Coding region: 273-2618 (781 amino acids)
Source: RefSeq, a predicted model, not a curated record
ACGAUUUCGGAGUCGGGGACUGGGAAGUUAGGAAUCAUGAGAUGAAUAAUCAUGACAGAUCUGAAGUGCGGGACAAGAACUGAUUUCUUGUAAAAUGUCAGUUUUUGAAAUGAUGGAAUUUGCAUUGAUUAAAAUCAGCUGGAACUGAAGACUUUGAUCAGAAUGCUUUAAUUGGGUUUGAUGAAAAAGAAAAAAAAAGCGUGUGCGGAAAGUUUGGGCACAUCGAGGAGAAUAAAAGUUUCCCAAAGUGACAUUUAACGAAAACUUCAAAAAUGCAUUCUGUUCUUCGUGACCCCCGGACCUAUGUCCGCCAGGAACCCCUCCCCGUUUACAUUCCCAAUGGGGUCAAAGUUCAGGCACGCAGCUUGAAGGUGUUUAACCCUACUAUACCCUCCAGGAAUGAUAUGCGGAGUGCAAACAUUCGCCGUCGCCACUCUCAGAUGACCUCCCAAGGGUUUCGUUCUGUGAAUUUCAAACCCUACCAUGGAAUCGGCGACCCAUUUUACCUAGACCAACAACAACUUAUUCUUCAUGCAUUGGGACAGUUGGAAGAGAGUAAAGACCUGUCUAAUCGCAGUGACGCAGGGCAUGAUGGGAUAGAUCCUCAGACAGAGUCCUAUUCACAGAGGAAGACCAAAAUUGCGACAAAAUUUGUGUUACGACGAGACAGGCAAGGGUUGAACACGCUAAAGAAAGAAGUCAAACAAGGACGAACUCUGGUGAGAAAUGUCAAGCUGGGACAUGGCUUAUUUGAUCUGAUCAAACAGCAGAGACAUGCUAAGAGGGCACAAGCAGAAGCUGAUCGAAAGCGAAAAGAAGAAGCCGCAAGAACAGAUUGGCAACCACCAAAAUUUCACAGCUCUGACGACGACACAGAAUCCUCAGAUGAGGAAUUGGGGCAAGAUGUGAGUCUGAACAGUUUCAUGAGUGACACAGAUCGUGCUGAUACUGAUGAUGAAGGUUUUGACCAAUCACAUGCUUUGGAGUCAGACAGCCCUGAUGGAAAAGGGCGUGUCACUUUCAGUGGGCUUGAAAAUCCUGAUUGCUCAGUGAUCACACAAAGCCGCCCCGUGAGUACGCGAAAGAAGAAAGCCCAAGAGCUUCGCCCAUAUACACCUCAGCACAACAGCCUUGUGGAGGCGAAUGACCUUCAGUUCUGCUCCAAGUCUGCGCUGUUCCGUCAGCUGUGCGUGCUGUUCUGGAUCCUGGAAAGUAUGAACAUGGAACAGCCACACCUGAUGGGAAAUAUUAGUCAGUCCUGGAACCUGGUGCACAUCGGGGGCACGAAAACCCACCCAAGGAAGGCCCAGGAGAGGCGUUUGGCAGAAACAAAGUGGGACAACUUUGUCAACAAAGACCCCUCCGUACACAGAGGAGUUAAGCGUGCUAGUGCAAGCAGAAGCCGAUUAACCCCACGCCGCAUGACGCUGCACCCCAGGAUGUCCAUCUUCUCCACUGCCAGUGUGUCGUCUGUAACCACUCCAAACUCUUCCAAUUAUGCUGGCGGAGCUAUCCCAGAAACUUCCCCUGUGAGCGCCUCACAGGAAGUGACGAAUUCGGCAAACCAAGCAGAUCCAGAUGAUGAUGCUGCCGUCAACACAAGCAUAUUCAAAUUUUUGGAUGAAUAUUAUGCGUCAUUAGACCGUGAUCGUGCUCAGGGAGAUGGCGUUGAAUCCAAAGCUGAGCAAGGGGCGGGGUCAGGUGAAGCUCCACCCUCCUCUGCCUUAUCUGACAGGGCACAACUAGAUAGCAGGAAUGAUCGUCGAUCAAAAACACCCAGAGCGUCUGUAGUGUUUUCCUCUGGGAGAAUGGACUCUGUGAGAAGAAGUCAGCAUGAAAACACAGUCAGAAGUUUAGAUCAGAAUGGUUGUUCUGCUAGGUCUAUGAUGGCAAGCCAGCACACCGUACGACCCAAAAGCACUCCAGCUGUACUAGAAUUUCAAGCCUCAUUGCCUAGUAACAAGUUAGAAACAUUACCAGCAGACAUGAAGGAAAUGUUUGCUGAAAUUAAAGAAGACAAAGCCUCAGAGAUAAAUGACACCCUGGAGCAAAUAGAAAGAAAUCGUCUAAAAACUUGCCAGAACAAGUUCAUCGCUCUGAGCAUGUUGGCCAAAAAAGGGGAGACUUUUCAUAACGCUGUCAAGGUCAUACGACCAAAGAAGAAACCACCCAGUCAGCAACAAGAGCAACAACUGAGGAAGAAGUCUUCCAUCCAUUGUACUUGGUACUUGGAGUUGCUGGACAGUUUGCCACCAAGUUUGAAAGCCGAAUGGAAUUUCGAAAAAAUUUUAGAUAAAUUGAAAAAAUAUGGUCUGAAAAACUUUGACAGUAGUUUGGAAUCUCAUCUCGAUGAUCCAUGUGUUGAAGGAAGUGGAAAACAGAGUGUGUAUAAGUUUUUGAAUGUCUUGAAAGGAUUGCGAAGUUGGGAAAUCUGCAAUCCUGACGUAAGUGCUGCUAUUGAGUUCUGUCGUCGCAACGUUGUCGAAAUGACAGUUUCAGAGUUUGAAGAAUGGUUCCAGCAAACUUUCCCUACUAUUGAAAGACCUCAGACUGCACCUCCAGUACUGAAGAAUGGCCGCAAGGGAGCUAACUUCUCCAGUGGUCUUGCCAAGGCAUGAUUGAAGGGACAAAGUUUGUCAUGGUAAAGUUAUCCAGUGUGGAAUGUCUCUGAACACAGGAGAAAUCCAUCAGUGAGAAAAGCAAGCAGGAGAAAACUGUGUGGGAAAAGCAAUCUGAAAACUGGAGGUGAGAAACCCAAGUUGAAAAGUGAGAAACACAUUCAGAAAACUGGUUGGUGGGUGGGGGGGGGGAGGUGAGAAAAGCAAACAGAACCUGAGUGAGAAAAACCAUCAGAAACUGGGCGUGAGAAAAGCAAAUGGAAAGCAGAGUGAGAAAAGCCUUUAGAACAAUAGGUGAGAAGAUCAUAGGCAUUCACUGUCAUUGAGAAAAGCGAAGGGAAAACGUAGUUUGUGAAGAAGGAACGAAAAUUGUCAGUGAGAAAUCGAAGGGAAGACUUUUAGUGAACAUAUCAAGCAAUGCCCAGUGUGGGCAAGCUAAAACUUUUGCAAAAUGGGUUAUUAAUUGCAAGACGGUCAGUGAACAUAUUGAAACAGUGUUGCAAGAAGGAGAGCAAUUGGAAGAAAACCGACUGUUGCAAAUAAAACUACUCUACCUGUGUGAACAAGUGUUAUGAAAGUGAGGAACUACCUGUGACAAUUUUGUGACAAGUCAUUGUUGCAAUAAUCUUCUGUUGUUGAAAAAUUGUUGCAACAAUGACUAAUUUUGAAAUUACUGUUCCAAGAAGAUUUACUUCUUAUUCACGGAAAGUCGGACAUAAUUUUUGGUGUAUCGUAUAUGGAAUAUUUGGUGUAGAUUCCCUCUGGUGUCAUGGUUACAAGCAUUGCCUGGUUCAGUUUGUACAGUGUAAUUAUUGUCAGCCAUAUUGACUUGUUUUGUUUGAUGAUGAUGAUUUGUGUGUCUGUUUUUGUUGACUUUGAUCGUCGUAAUUGAAUGAUUCGUUUGCGUGUUUGUGCUUGACAUGUUGUUGUUGUUGAAUUCAGCUUUUUUUGUUGAUAAAUUGAGAUAACUUAUCCUUGUUGACUCAAGUUGAGCUAUUUCUGUUGACCAGUUCAUAUUCAUGCGGAUUAAUCUGGAGAUCAUUAACCAUCCAGUUUUAAAAUGCUUUGUUCGUUUUGUCUUAUUGUGUCAUCGUUUUGUUUGUGUUGAUUAGCUCGGCCAUUUUCUGUCCAGUAAACUAUACAGCGUCAAAGUUAUUUGAAGGAUUAAGACACGAAAUACAUGUUAUUUGACGAAAAAAAGAAUAAAACUGUUGUUGAACAACACUGAAAUUCAUGAACAUUAAAAACUGUGAUACAGUUAACAUCGAAGAAGGCAAAUGGAGGGUUUAACUACAUUUUGUUAUUUGUACAUAACUACAAUAUAUAUAUGAUUGACUAUUAUUACAUUUCAUAUUUAGUACAUGAGAAUAAUUUACUAUUAUCCUCUUGAUGUGUAUAUCUAUUUAUUGUAAUAUAUAGAGAGAGAUAU